UUGGGUGCAGUCGUCACUCCCGUCUGGGUACCAGCUCACGCUGCCCUGCGCACGGCGGGCUGGCAUCGGGCCCGGGGAAAGCGGGGCAGGUCCAAAGAUCUCAUGAGUUUAUGGAUCUGCUUUAGGUUGUAUCACCAAUCAAGAGAAGGAAAGAGGAGGGAACUUUCUUGGAUCAUUACAGGUCCACCUCCAGUGGCAGCUAUAGUGGCCUAUGAGUGGCUGAAGAUCAGCACCCACACAGGCCUACACCCAGACCUACCACCCUCUUUCCUCGGCCUGAGUGAGCCCUCUCUGUACCUUGUUUGUGCCUUCGACAGGGGUGAUUACAUGGGCCGCAUUCAGGAAGUGGGCUGGGCGACUGCAGGACUGGUAAUCUGGGCUGGCACCUGCUACUACAUUUACAGAUUAACCAAGGGAAGAGCCCAGAGUGUGAGGAGACUGGCCAGUAAUGGGUCCAGAGUCAAGAUGGAGACUGUGGUUGGAGUACAGAACCAAACCUUGGCCAUGAGUGAAGCCAUGGCUGGGGCAGAGUUUGAGUCUAGACCCAAGGCCAAGACUGGAGCAGAAACUAGAGCAAGAGAUGGGGCUGGGGCUGAAGUAGAGACCAAGGCUGCUGCUAUAGCCGAAUCCAAGGCCAACUCCCAAAUCAAAGCAAUGGCUGGUGAAGAGGCCCAAUCUGAGACCAAAGCAGUGGCUGGAACAGUGGUCAAGACAGAGGCAGUGACCCUGACUGAGGCCAAGGCCAAAGAUAAGGAAGUGGCCAAGAAACAGGCAGUGACCCAAACUGAGGCUGAGGCUAAGAGAGUAGUUAAGAAAGAGGCAGUAACCCAGACCAAGGCUAAAGCUUGCGCACUGGCUGCCAGGACAGAAGCCAGUAAAGAAGCAAUGCCACAGAUCAAAGCUGAAGCUCAUAUAUUGGCUGAAAAAGAGACAGAGAUUAACAGAGUAAUGGUGACACAGACUGAGGCCUUGGCAGUGACCAGGGAAGUGGCCAAAUCAGCUGUGAAAAAGACUGGAGUUGUGACUCAAAGCAAAGCAAGAGCCCUGGAAGAGACUGUGAGUGUGGCCAAGAAUAAGUCUGAGGCCAGACCUGGUGCCACAGUUGAUACUAGAGGAAAUCCUAAUGCCAUGUCUAGGGAAGCAGCUGGAAUGGACAUGGGGUCCUGUGCACAAUCUCAGCCUGUGGCAAAGAUGCAGGUUGAGGACAUGCCUGGUGCUGAAGUUGAAGCCAGGGGGAUUUGCAAAACCAUGUCUAGGGCAGGGUCUGGGGCGGACAUGAAGGCUUCUGCUCAGCCUCAGAUUGUUUCCAAGGCCCCAGCUGAUGCCAUGCCUGGGGCAAGGGUUGAUGCUGGGGGUAAUACCAAUGUCAUAUGUAAGGCAGGGGCUGGGCCAGAUAUGGCAACUUGUACACAGCCUCCGACUGUGGCCAAGAAACAGGCUGAGGCUACAUCUGGUGCCACGGUUGAUAGCAGGGGAGAGCCCAAUGACAUGUCUAGAGCAAUGACUGGAACUGACAUGAGGGCUGCUGCUCAGUCUCAGGCUGUAACCAGUGCUCAGACUGAUGCCAAGACUGAUGCCAGGCUUAAGGUCAGAGGCAUGCCCAAUGACAUGUCUAAAGCAGGAGCCAGGGAAAACCUGAGGACCAAUGUCCAGACUGAGACCUUGCCUGAUGCCAAAGUUAAGGCCAGAGGUAAUCCCAAUGCUGUGUCUAAGGCAAGAGCUGGAACAGAAAUGAUGUCUAGUAAACAGCCUCAGCCUGUGGCCAGUGUCCAGGCUGAUGUGUUAUUUGAUGGCAGAAUUAUGUCUAGGGGUAAUACCAAUGCUAUGCUUAAGGAAGGGCCUGGGACAGACAUGAAGCCACAGUCUCAGGCUCUGACUAAGAGCCAGGUUGAGAUCUUACCUAGUACUAGAGGUAAGGGGAAGAGCAAAGCCAAUGCCAAGGAUAAAACAGGGGUUGGGGCAGACAUGAAAGUCAGUGCACAACCUCAAGUUGGGGCCAAGGCAAAGGCUGAGGACUGGAUGGAUUCCAGAGUUGAUGGCAAGGAAGAUCCUAAUGCUAUUUCUAGGUCAGAAGCUAAAGCUGACUUAAUGGCUUGUGCUCAGCGUCAGGCUGUAGUCAGUUCCCAGGUUGAGACCUUGCCUGGUGGCAGGAAUAAGGCCAGGGGCAAGCCCAAUGCAGUGUCUAAACCAGGGGUUGGGGCAGAUACAAAGGAAUCUGUCCAGCCUCAGACUGUGGUCAGUUCCCAGGUCGAUGCCUUGCCUGGUGGCAGCAAUAAAACCAGGGGCAAUCCCAAUGUUGUGUCUAAGACAGAGGAUGGGGCAGAUAUGAGGGGCUCUGUCCAGCCACAGGCUGUGGUCAGUUCCCAGGUUGAGGCCUUGUCUGGUGGCAGCAGUAAAGCCAGGGGUAAUCCUAAUGCUGUGUCUAAACCAGGGGCCAGGGCAGAUACAGGGGACUCUGUUCAGCCCCAGGCUGUGGUCAGUUCCCAGGCCAAGGCCUUGCCUGGUGGUAGGAAUAAGGGAAGGGGCAAUCCCAAUGCUGUGUCUAAACCAGGGGCUGGGGCAGAUACAAGGGAGUCUGUCCAGCCCCAGACUGUGGUCAGUUCCCAGGUCGAGGCCUUGUCUGGUGGCAGCAGUAGAGCUGGGGGCAAUCCCAAUGUUGUGUCUAAGACAGAGGAUGGGGCAGGUAUGAGGGGCUCUGUCCAGCCCCAGGCUGUGGUCAGUUCCCAGGCCAAGGCCUUGCCUGGUGGUAGGAAUAAGGGAAGGGGUAAUCCCAAUGCUGUGUCUAAACCAGGGGCUGGGGCAGAAACAAGGGAGUCUGUCCAGCCACAGGCUGUGGUCGGUUCCCAGGUUGAGACCUUGCCCGGUGGCAGCAAUAAAACCAGGGGCAAUCCCAAUGCUGUGUCUAAGACAGAGGAUGGGGCAGACAUGAGGGGCUCUAUCCAGCCACAAGCUGUGGUCAGUUCACAGGUUGAGGCCUUGCCUGGUGGCAGCAAUAAAACUGGGGGCAAUCCCAAUGCUGUGUCUAAACCAGGGGCCAGGGCCAAUACAAGGGAGUCUGUCCAGCCACAGGCUGUGGUCAAUUCCCAGGUUGAGAACUUGCCCAGUGGCAGCAAUAAAACCAGGGGCAAUCCCAAUGCUGUGUCUAAACCAGGGGCUGGGGCAGAAGCAAGCGAGUCUGUCCAGUCACAGGCUGUUGUCAGUUCCCAGGCCAAGGCCUUGCCUGGUGGCAAGAAUAAGGCCAAAGGCAAUCUGAAUGCUGUGUCUAAACCAGGGGCUGGAGCAGAUGCAAAGGAUUCUGUCCAGCUUCAGAAUACAGUCAGUUCCCAGGUUGAGGCCUUGCCUGGUGUCAGGAAUAGGGCCAGAUGCAAUCCCAGUGCUGUGUCUAAGACAGAAACUGGAGCAGAUCCAAGGGAUUCUGUUCAGCCCCAUAUGGUGGUCAGUUCCCAGUCUGAGGCCCUGCGUGGUGCUAGGAAUAAGGUCGAGGAUAAUCUCAAUGCUGUAUCUAAGGCAGCAGUUGGGGCAGAUGCAAGAGACUCUGCUCAGCCUCAGGCUGUGGCAAAUUCCCAGGAUGCAUCCUUGUCUGGUGCCAGGAGUAAGGUCAGGGGCAGUCCCAAUGCUGUAUCUAAGGAAGGGGCAGGAGCAGAUACAAAAGACUUUACUCAGCCCCAUGCUGUGGCCAAUUUUCAGGGUGAGUCCUUGCCAGAGGCAAGGGACAAGGCUAUGCCCAGGACUGAGACAGAAGCCACAGCAGAUGUGGAGGUCUCUGCAAAGCCUGAAGCCAUGCCCAAGUCUGAGAAUGAUGGUACGGCAGGCAUUCAGACCUGCAGAGACACCCAGGGGAAGGUCCAUCACUAUUACUGGAAUGGGAUUGGUAUUGAGGACUGGAUUGCUGCUGAGAGGUGGAUCAAAUUUAGGUUUCAGGCCAGGGAUGGAUACUGGGAGAAUAGUAUGUCCUGGGCUGAGGGUGAGAAUGUAGACAGUGUUGGAUCUGGGACUAUGGCUCAUGACAAGCCCAACAUCAAUUCCUGGGGUGAGACUAGGGCUAAGAAUGAAGUUGGUAUUGGGUCUUCAGCUGGAGCUGAGCACCAGGCCACUGGAAGGUCCUGGACUAGAGUUCAGGCUAGUGAGAGGUCUUGGUCUGGGGACAAGGCCAAUGGGGGGUCCUUGGAUGGGGAAGAGGGCAUUAGAGUAAACUGGACUGGGGCUGAGAAACAAGUCAACAGGGAUUCAUGGGCUGGGUCUGAAGAACAGACCAAGCAAAAGUCCAAGGAUGGAGCUGGGAUUCAGGCUAGUGGAGGGUCAUGGGCUGGGACUAGAGCUGGGAAUAUGGCUAUUAUUGGCCAUUGGGCUGGGGCAGUGGACCAGGCCAGUGGAGCAUCCUGGGCUGCAACUGGGGAUCAGUUUGUUGUUGGGUCCAAGCCUAGAUUUGAGGAUCAAGUCAGUGGGGGAAUUGGUUGCCAGGCUGGAGCUGGUGGCCAGGACAAUGGAAAGUCUAGGUUGGGGUCCAUGGACCAGCCCAGUAGUAGGUCCUGGUCUGCCACUGGGAAUCAGGCCAGUGGAGAGUCCUUGGUUGGGGCUGGGGGCCAAGCCAGUGAAGGGUCCUGGGCUGGGCCUGGGGAUCAGGCUAGUGGUGGGUCCAAGCCUAGAUUUGAGGAUCAGGCCGGUGGAGGAGUUGGUGGCCAGACUGGAGCUGGUAGCCAGGCUAGUGAAGUAUCUAGGUUGGGGUCCAUGGACCAGUCCAGUGGAGAGUCCUGUGUUGCCACUGCAGACAAAGCCAGUGGAGGGUCCAUGUUGGGGCAUGUGGACCAGUCCAGUGGUGAGUCUUGGGCUGGGGCUGGGCAUCAGGUCAGUGGAGGAAGGUCUUGGGUUGACACUGGGGACCAGUCUGGAGGACAGUCUAGGAUGGGGCCUACAGGUCAAUCCAGUAAUAGGCCCUGGGCUGCCACUGGAAAUCAUGCCAAUGGAGGGUCCUUGACUGGGUCUGGGGACCAAGCUGGUGGAGGUUCCCAAGCUGGGACUGGGGAUCAGUCUUGUGUUGUGUCCAAGCCUAGACAUGAGGAUCAGGCCAGUGGGGGAGUUGGUGGCCAGGCUGGAUCUAGUGGCCAGGCUGAUGGAGGGUCUCUGCUGGUGCCUAUGGACCAGUCUACGGGAUGGUCCUGGGCUGACACUGACCAAGCCAGUGGAAGACCCAGGCCAGGGCCUGUGGGCCAGUCUGGUGGUGAGUCCUGGGCUGGGGCUGGGGCUGGGGAUCAGGUCAAAGGAGGAGAGUCCUGUGUUGACACUGGGGACCAGGCUGGUGGAGGGUCUAGGCUGGGGCCUGUGGCUCAGUCCAGUAGUAGGACUUGUGCUGCCACUGGGAAUCAGCUCAGCGGAGGGUUCUUUGUUGGGACUGAGGAACAAGCCAGUGGAGAGUCCAAGCCUAGAUUUGAGGAUCAGUCCAGUGGAGGAGUUGGUGGCCAGACCAAUACAGGGUCUCUGCUGGCGUCCAUGGACCAGUCCUGUGGAGGGUCCUGGGCUGACACUGGGGAUCAGGUCAGUGGAUGGUUUUGUGCUUUCACUGAGAAUCAAGCCAGUGGAGGAGAUUCUUGGGCUGGGGCUCGUGGCCAGACUGUUGAGGGCUCUAGGGUGGGACUUACUGAUCAGUCUUAUGGUGGGUCCUGGGCUGCAACUGGGAGUCAGGUCAGUGAAGAGUCCUGGACUGGGGCUGGGGAUCAGGCUGGUGACUGUUCUAAACCUGGACUUAAGCAUCAGGCCAGUGGAGGAGGGUCCAGGCUGAGGUCUGAGGACCAGUCCAGUAGAGACUCCUGGGCAGGCACUGGGGACCAGUCUGGUGGAGGCUGUGGGCCAGGGCCUAUAUACAAGUCCUAUGGUGGGUCCUGGGCUGGGACCAGGAAUCAGGCCAAUGGAGGGACCUUGACUGGGAAUGGGGAUGAGGCUGAUGGCUGUUCCAAACCUCGAUUUGAGGAUCAAGCCAAUGGAGAAGCAUUCUGGGUUGGAUCUAGGUCUGGGAAUGAGGCCAGUGUAGAGUCCUGGGAUAAGGCUAAGGAUCAGGCCAGUAGAAGGUACUUGCCUGAGGCUGGAGACCAGACCAGUGGAGUGUUCUGGACUAGGGAUGAGGACCAGGCCAAAAGAGGGUCCCAGGUCAGGGUUGGGGAAGAGGCCAAUGAAGGAUCCUGGUUUGGGGCUGGGGAUGAUGGUAAUAUAGGGUCUUGGUUCUGGGUAGGGGAAGAAGAUAGUAAUGUGUCCAGGCCUAGAGGCAAGGAUGAGGCCAGUAUUGAAUCCAGAUCUGGGCCUGGGGAAGAGGCUAGCAUUAGUUCCAGGUUUGGGGCUGAGAACAAGGCCAGUAAUAGGUCCUGGAUCAGAUCUGAGGAGGCGGCCUAUAUGGGUUCCUGUGCAGGGGCUGAGGCUGGACCCAAGGCCAGGAUGGGAUCUUGGUUCUGGGAUGGAGAUACAACCAUUAUAGAGUCUAGGCGUGGGGCUGGGGAAAAGGCUGGUGUAAGGUCCUGGACUUUGACCAGGGAUAUAGAUGAGGAUGAGCUGAGUACAGGGUCCAGCCCUGAUAUUGAGGAGAUCAGUUUAAGGUCCUUGUUUUGGGCUGAGAGUGAGGACAGUAAUGAGUUCAGAUCCAAGAAUAGGAAAGAUGUCAAUUUUGAGUGUGUGGCUAAGGAUAAGGGCAGCAUCAAGGAUAAGCUUGAGACUGCUGGUGAGGUCAAUAUAACAUCUUGGCUAUGGGCUAAUAAUGAAGACAGAAGUGAGGGAAAACCUGGACCUAAGGCUAAAGCUAAAAAUUCAGGUGAGUUGAUAGGCACAUAUCCAUGCAUGGUCCCUGGGGCAGGGAUGGGGUCAUGGGCUGGAGCCAUGAUCUGGACAGAAACAACUUUCCCAUAUCGAAAGGAGUCCUGCUUCCCACCUGAAGAAGAGCUCAGAAAGCAGAUCAGGGCCGGGGAGAAGAUUCAGCCCUGGGCCUGCCGCUGUAAACGCGAAGCUAAUAUGAAUCCUCGAGAGCUUGAAAAACUAAUUUGUAUGAUUGAGAUGACUGAGGAUCCUUCUAUUCAUGAAAUCGCCAAUAAUGCUCUAUAUAAUAGUUCUGAUAAUCCAUAUUCCCAAGAAGAAGCCAUUCGUAAUGUAGGUGGAAUCUCAAUUAUUGAAAGUUUGCUCAAUAAUCCCUACCCCAGUGUUAGGCAGAGGGCUUUAAAUGCACUGAAUAACAUCUCGGUGGCUGCUGAAAAUCAUAGGAAGGUUAAAACGUACCUAAACCAAGUAUGUGAAGACACUGUCACCUAUCCCUUGAAUUCAAGCGUGCAGUUGGCUGGACUAAGACUGAUAAAGCACCUGACUAUUACUAGUGAAUAUCAGCAUAUGGUUACAAAUUAUAUUUCAGAAUUUCUUCGUUUGUUAACAGUGGGAAGUGGAGAAACUAAAGAUCAUAUUUUGAAAAUGCUCGUGAAUUUCUCUAAAAAUCCAUCUAUGAUAAAAGACUUGCUCAUUGCCAAUGCACCACCAACUCUGAUUAACAUCUUUAACAAGAAAGAGACAAAAGAAAAUAUUCUUAAUGCUCUUUCACUAUUUGACAAUAUCAAUUACCAUUUUAAAAAAAGAGCCAAAAUAUUUACCCAGGACAAGUUUGGUAAAAAUUCUCUUUAUUUCCUAUUCCAACGACCUAGAGUAUGGGCCAAGAAACUUCGAGUCUUAGCGACAGAAUAUAAUGACCCUGAAGUGAAAGAAAGAGUGGAGCUGUUAAUAAGCAAACUCUGAUUGGCCAUAUGUUCCCAAAUAAGUUUGGGUAAUAUUUUGGUUUUGCAGCCUGGAAGUAAUGCACAUUGUAAAUUACAUGAUAACUUUGAAACUGAUGUUACCUAUGAUGGUCUGUCGCUGGACCAUUUUAUGAAUGAACGUAUGCAAAAUACACGUUUAUUUUUAUCUUGCCUGGAUUGAGAUAAUUUUAGUAUGCUUCAUGAGCAGAAACUGAACUGACUCUUCAUAAGUAAGGUAAUCUUUGGUCCUUUGUGCGGACUUAUGUUUAUACAUUUGAGACUUUAUUUUUAUGUCAUCAAUAAAGUUGUGUGUUUUAAGUGGCAAAAAAAAAAAAGACCUUAUCCUUGUCUAUGAGUUUAUGAUCUAUUUGGAAAGGUAAUAUACAUGGAAACAAAAAGGUAUUCACAAAACCAGAAGUCUCUGAUCAUAGUCAGAAGCUUCUCAUCAGUGCUUAGAGACUGAAGAAACUGCUGCGGGCAAUAGUGCUCAGGGAAAGUUUCACAGAGAAGGGAGACACAUAA
This is a messenger RNA of Choloepus didactylus (southern two-toed sloth), 8276 nucleotides long. RefSeq names its product armadillo repeat containing X-linked 4 (gene ARMCX4). The transcript is spliced from 3 exons. The record is from RefSeq and is a predicted model, not a curated record. Bases 103 to 7755 code for a protein of 2550 amino acids. NCBI's taxonomy places the organism in Eukaryota, Metazoa, Chordata, Mammalia, Pilosa, Megalonychidae. Gene Ontology annotation, molecular function: protein binding.